Molecule: messenger RNA, 900 nt
Organism: Candidozyma auris
Lineage: Eukaryota; Fungi; Ascomycota; Pichiomycetes; Serinales; Metschnikowiaceae
Gene: PLC2
Product: Plc2p
Exons: 1
Coding region: 1-900 (299 amino acids)
Biological process (GO): lipid metabolic process
Molecular function (GO): phosphoric diester hydrolase activity
Source: RefSeq, a predicted model, not a curated record
AUGGUCAAUUACAAAACGUGGUUGAAGGAGCUCAACGAUGACACCAAAUUGGGCAAGCUCUCUAUCCCAGGCACCCACAACUCGGCCGCGUGCCACACGGCGUUGCCCAGCGUCCAGUGCCAGGGGGAGUCGGUGACGAAGCAGUUGGAGCACGGCGUGCGCUUUUUGGACGUGAGAGUGGGUAAGUACCCCUUGAAGUCGGGCGACGAGGCCAACGAAUUGACGGUUGUUCACGGAAAGUUCCCCGUGAGAAUUCCGUUCCCAAAGAAGUUCCAGGACACUUUGGACGAGGUGUUUGACUUUCUCAAGGACAACAGCUCGGAAACGGUAAUUCUCUCGGUCAAGCAGGAAGGCACUGGUGAAUGGAACAACGACAAGGACGAGUUUGGCAACGUAAUCUGGGAUAAGUACGUGAAGCCCAACAAGGACAAGUUUUACUUGGGCACUGACUUGCCUCGUUUGGGAGACGCCAGAGGCAAGGUGAUUCUUUUCAGAAGAUUCGGCGACAACAACGAGGGUAGAAGAAAUGAAUUUGGCUUUGACGCCCACACGUGGAAGUACAACUGUACGGAGGACGAUAGAGGCCCCUUUUGCGUUCAGGACUUCUGUGAGAUUGAAAAAGCCAACGAUGUGCCUAAGAAGGUAGAGUACGUGAAGAACUUGGCCAAGAAGGCCAGCGAGUACAACAGAAGCAACGACGACGGCAAGCUCUUCAUUAAUUUCUGCUCGGGCUCCAAUUUCUUUGACCACGAGUGCUGGCCCCAGCAGGUGGCCAAGGCCAUGGAAGAGCACAAGCUCCAGGAUAGCUUCGACAAGGGCAGCGGAGUCAUUGUUUUGGACUAUGUCGAGUCUAACGACUGGAAAAUGGCCAAGGAGUUGAUCGACAAGAACUUCAAGUGA